Molecule: messenger RNA, 893 nt
Organism: Helicoverpa zea (corn earworm)
Lineage: Eukaryota; Metazoa; Arthropoda; Insecta; Lepidoptera; Noctuidae
Exons: 2
Coding region: 9-893 (294 amino acids)
Source: RefSeq, a predicted model, not a curated record
UGAUAAUAAUGGCAACAUUAACAUCACAUAAUUACAUGGUUGGACUUUUUAUUUUUAUGGUUAUAUCGUUAGGCUCAGGAUAUGAGUAUUUUUCAAUGGAAUGGUUAGAUAACGGGGAGAAAGGGGAAAAAUCGAACGACACUUUCAAAUAUUACAACACCGGAGUCCGCGUGGGAAUUAUUGAUCCCGAAAAAUACUCCCUGAAAUCAUUCAAACGACAUGAGAAAUACUUCAGAAAUACGCUCAAAACUUACAACAAAUUGAAAGGCGAUGAUCCUCUUACUUACGGAGAGUGGCUCUUAUUAAAUAACUACGGAAUAUUGCGCGACACUCAGAUGUCGAUACUUGAAAAUAAAAAAAAAGCUUUGAGCAAAAGAAACAAUAAAAAAAAUUUUGUUAAAACGGUCAGGAAAGGGGAUAUUUUGCUGACAAAUAAAAAAGGUACAGGUUUGGUUGGGCAUGUAGGAAUGAUGGCUACAAAUAAGUGUGCCAUAGAGAUGCCUGGUGGCAAAGGGUGGGCUUCAGGUAUAAAGGACAAUAACAGGCGCCUAAGUGCAGGCGCUUGGUUUGACGAAUACAGUUCUGCUUACACAAUGGUGUACAGGUGUCUUGGAAAGGGUGUAGCCAAUAAAGCAGGCGACUGGGCUUACCAUAACUACUACAACCCGAAAGGGGGUCGCAAGAAGACUAUACAUACAACUUACCGGAUAACGCCAGAUUUCAGUAAGAAGAAUCCUAGCUAUUGCUCCAAGCUAGUGCUUCAGGCUUUUUACUUCACUGAGAGGCGUGUGGUAAUAGAUCAUGUAAUACGAUAUGGCCCAUUUAUAAUUCCAGCUAAAAUUACGAGUUAUUUCACUCCCCAUUGUGAGAUGUCAUAUGUGGGGAGAUUCUAG